UGCUUUGCACUAAACAUUCAAUUAUGUACGAGGGGUAAUACUUUUGAAAUUAAAAUCCAAAAGCGAGUUUAUCAUGGUAUCGAAAACCAUCAACGGUCUUAGGCGCGAGAUGAGACCCCUGGUUCUAAAGUGCAUGCCGUACUUGGUGAUGUCGUACUACUUCAUGGAAGUCCUGUAUUCAGUGGUCAACACUCCACUGGUGGGCAGGGAAAGAGCGAUUGUGAUGGACGUGAACGAGUUGUUCGGGCACUUCUACACCUCCUUCGAUGUGCUGCUGACCAUUGGCGCCAUCCUUCUCAUCCUGGGCACGCGAAAGGAGGCGAGUGGAGUCACGCUGCUGCUCAUCGGAAGAGUGGUCCAUCGGCUGUUCUUCUCGAUAUGGACCAUGUUCUUCUACUUCCUCUUCAACGACAGCCUGGACGUGGGCUCCCUUCUGCUGCUGAUGGCGGCCAAAAUCAAUUUGAGGGACCAGCAGGAUUGGUGCCACUCGAAAUACCAUCUCUUAUUGCUGGGCGGUAGGCUCGGCCUGUCCAGCUUGUUCAUCAUUUGGAUGGACGAGGGCGUGGAGACACUGUUCAGCAUCGUGUCGUUUGGCCUUUUGGUUUUCGUUUCGCUUGGCUUCCACUGCAAACUGUUUGCCUUUCUGUCGGUGGUUGCGCUGUUAUAUCACGAUGUCUUCAGUAAUCAUUGGAGCAUGUUGGAGCAUGGCUGGAACGAUACGCUGCUGUCGAUACAAUACUUCUCCCUGCUGUUCUGCAAAAUUGGCGGACUCCUUAUGCUCACGGAGCUGGGUGGAGGCAGGUGGUCGGUGGAUGGGUUCCGGAACAGAAACGGCGAGAAAUGGGAGAAAAAAGCCAACUACCGGAUCAUUAAGACCCAGACGUCGGCCUAGUAAUCGUUAUCCAUCGGAUUGCCUAACGUCCUUUCAGCCUUUAAGGGAUUUGCAUAAACUUUAAUGGGAGAUACUUUCCCAGCGUCUAA
Drosophila teissieri is the source of this 981-nucleotide messenger RNA. RefSeq lists its product as uncharacterized. The record is from RefSeq and is a predicted model, not a curated record. The transcript is spliced from 2 exons. Bases 74 to 892 code for a protein of 272 amino acids. Lineage: Eukaryota; Metazoa; Arthropoda; Insecta; Diptera; Drosophilidae. Gene Ontology annotation, cellular component: membrane.